Egretta garzetta (little egret) is the source of this 5363-nucleotide messenger RNA. It is a transcript of the gene ROCK2, whose product is annotated as Rho associated coiled-coil containing protein kinase 2. NCBI's taxonomy places the organism in Eukaryota, Metazoa, Chordata, Aves, Pelecaniformes, Ardeidae. Gene Ontology annotation, cellular component: cytoplasm; centrosome; cytoskeleton. The record is from RefSeq and is a predicted model, not a curated record. The transcript is spliced from 33 exons. Gene Ontology annotation, molecular function: ATP binding; Rho-dependent protein serine/threonine kinase activity; small GTPase binding. Gene Ontology annotation, biological process: actomyosin structure organization; cortical actin cytoskeleton organization; Rho protein signal transduction. Bases 138 to 4148 code for a protein of 1336 amino acids.
CAGCUCGGGGACUCUCCGAGGAUGGCUUGAAUUCUUUGGUCCUUGAUCUGGAUUAUCCAGCGCUGAGGAAGAACAAGAACAUUGAUAAUUUCUUAAAUAGAUAUGAGAAGAUUGUGGAAAAAAUCCGAGCUUUACAAAUGAAAGCUGAAGACUAUGAUGUUGUUAAGGUGAUUGGAAGAGGGGCUUUUGGAGAAGUGCAGCUGGUUCGCCAUAAAAUGACACAGAAGGUUUAUGCAAUGAAGCUACUUAGUAAAUUUGAAAUGAUCAAGCGAUCAGAUUCAGCCUUUUUCUGGGAAGAAAGAGAUAUCAUGGCCUUUGCCAACAGUCCGUGGGUGGUUCAGCUAUUUUGUGCCUUUCAAGAUGACAAAUACUUGUACAUGGUAAUGGAAUACAUGCCAGGUGGAGAUCUUGUAAACCUUAUGAGCAAUUACGAUGUGCCUGAGAAAUGGGCCAAGUUCUAUACAGCUGAAGUUGUUCUUGCUCUUGAUGCAAUUCACUCCAUGGGCUUGAUACACAGAGAUGUGAAGCCUGACAAUAUGCUUUUAGAUAAAUAUGGGCAUCUGAAGUUGGCAGAUUUUGGCACUUGCAUGAAAAUGGAUGAAACAGGUAUGGUGCGCUGCGAUACAGCUGUGGGAACCCCCGACUACAUAUCGCCCGAAGUUUUGAAAUCGCAAGGGGGUGAUGGUUAUUAUGGACGGGAAUGUGACUGGUGGUCUGUAGGAGUUUUCCUUUUCGAGAUGCUAGUUGGUGAUACUCCUUUUUAUGCAGACUCACUAGUAGGAACAUACAGUAAAAUUAUGGAUCAUAAGAACUCGUUAAAUUUCCCAGAUGAUGUGGAAAUCUCUAAGCAUGCUAAGAACCUUAUCUGUGCCUUUUUAACUGAUAGGGAUGUACGGCUUGGGAGAAAUGGGGUAGAAGAAAUAAAGCUUCACCCUUUCUUCAAGAGUGAUCAGUGGAACUGGGACAACAUUCGAGAGACUGCUGCUCCUGUUGUUCCUGAGCUUAGCAGUGAUAUAGAUAGCAGUAAUUUUGAUGACAUUGAGGACGACAAGGGAGACGUGGAAACCUUUCCAAUCCCCAAAGCCUUCGUGGGAAACCAGCUGCCUUUUAUAGGAUUUACCUACUAUAGAGACAAUUUGUUGCUAAGUGACUCCUCUCAGUCUUGCAGAGAAAAUGAAUCCGUGCAAUCUAGUAAAAAUGAGGACAGCAAGGAUUUUCAGAAAAAACUAAGCAAGCUAGAAGAACAGCUCAGUAACGAAUUACAAGCCAAAGAUGAACUAGAACAGAAGUACAGGUCUACUAAUACUCGUUUAGAGAAGAUAGUGAAAGAGCUAGAUGAAGAGAUAACUUCAAGGAAGAAUGUAGAGUCUGCAGUCAGACAGUUAGAAAGAGAGAAGGCUCUUCUUCAGCAUAAGAAUACAGAAUAUCAGAGGAGAGCAGAACAUGAAGCAGAUAAAAAACGCAAUUUGGAAAAUGAGGUUAACAGUUUGAAAGACCAGCUUGAAGAUUUAAAGAAGAGGAAUCAGAACUCUCAAAUAUCCAAUGAGAAAAUCAAUCAACUACAAAGACAGUUGGAUGAAGCCAAUUCUUUGCUGCGGUCAGAGUCUGAUACUGCAGCCAGGUUAAGGAAGAACCAGACAGAAAGUACGAAGCAAAUCCAGCAGCUGGAAGCUAAUAAUCGAGAACUACAAGAUAAGAACUGCCUCCUAGAGAAUGCUAAACUCAAACUGGAGAAGGACUUUCUCAAUCUUCAGUCAGCUCUAGAAUCAGAAAGGAGAGAUAGAAGUCAUGGAUCAGAGAUUAUCAGUGAUUUACAAGGUACAUUGCCCAGCCUCACUGAUGUUUUGGCCAUUUUUAGGUCUGCAUUAGCUAAACUAGAAGUGGAGAAGAGACGAUUGCAGGAAAAACUUACGGAUUUAGAGAAGGAAAAGAGCAACAUGGAAAUAGAUAUGACAUAUAAAUUCAAAGUUAUGCAGCAGAACCUUGAACAAGAAGAAGCUGAACAUAAAGCCACAAAAGCACGAUUAGCAGACAAAAAUAAGAUCUAUGAGUCUAUAGAGGAAGCAAAAUCUGAAGCCAUGAAAGAAAUGGAGAAGAAACUUCUGGAAGAGAGAGCUUUGAAGCAAAAAGUAGAAAAUCGGUUGUUGGAAGCUGAAAAACAGCGCUCCAUGUUGGACUGUGAUCUCAAACAAUCGCAACAGAAAAUCAAUGAGCUCCUUAGGCAAAAGGAUAUACUAAAUGAAGAUGUAAAAAACCUGACAUUAAAAAUAGAGCAAGAAACACAAAAGCGUUGUCUCACUCAGAAUGACCUCAAGAUGCAAACACAACAAGUCAACACCUUGAAAAUGUCAGAGAAGCAGUUAAAACAGGAGAAUAACCAUCUUCAGGAAAUCAAAUUAAGUCUGGAAAAACAAAAUAACGAACUCCGCAAGGAACGUCAAGAAGCAGAUGGACAAAUGAAAGAGCUUCAAGACCAACUUGAAGCUGAACAGUAUUUCUCGACUCUGUACAAGACGCAAGUUCGAGAACUUAAAGAAGAAUGUGAGGAAAAGACCAAACUUUGUAAAGAAAUGCAGCAAAAGAUACAAGAGUUACAGGAUGAGAGAGAUUCCUUGGCUGCUCAGCUAGAGAUUACUUUGACAAAAGCAGAUUCAGAACAACUUGCACGUUCCAUUGCUGAAGAACAGUACUCUGAUUUGGAAAAAGAGAAGAUUAUGAAAGAGCUGGAGAUUAAAGAGAUGAUGGCUAGGCAUAAACAGGAACUUACUGAGAAAGAUGCCACCAUAGCCUCUUUGGAGGAAGCAAAUAGGACACUAACUAGCGAUGUGGCUAAUCUUGCUAAUGAGAAAGAAGAACUAAACAAUAAACUGAAGGAAGUACAAGAACAAAUUACAAAGCUAAAAGAAGAAGAAGCAAAUGUAGGAAAUAUUAAAGCACAGUUUGAGAAACAAUUGUUGAAUGAAAGAACAUUGAAAACCCAGGCUGUGAAUAAAUUGGCUGAGAUCAUGAAUCGGAAGGGUCCAGUCAAACGUGGAGCUGACACUGAUGUACGGCGGAAGGAAAAGGAAAAUAGGAAACUGCAUAUGGAACUGAAGUCUGAACGAGAAAAGUUAACCCAAAUGAUGAUCAAAUAUCAGAAGGAAAUCAAUGAAAUGCAGGCACAAAUAGCAGAAGAGAGUCAGAUACGGAUUGAACUCCAAAUGACUCUGGACAGCAAAGACAGUGACAUUGAACAGCUUCGUUCACAGCUACAGUCGUUACACAUUGGUCUAGACAACAGUAGUAUAGGCAGCGGACCUGGAGAUGCCGAGGCAGAUGAUGGAUUCCCUGAAUCAAGAUUGGAAGGCUGGCUAUCACUGCCUGUUAGAAAUAACACUAAAAAAUUUGGAUGGGUUAAAAAGUAUGUAAUUGUAAGCAGUAAGAAGAUCCUGUUCUAUGACAGUGAACAAGAUAAAGAACAAUCUAAUCCCUAUAUGGUAUUAGAUAUAGACAAACUCUUCCAUGUCCGACCAGUCACUCAGACUGAUGUGUACAGAGCAGACUCCAAGGAAAUUCCUAGGAUAUUCCAGAUUCUAUAUGACAAUGAAGGAGAGAGCAAAAAGGAACAGGAAUUUCCCGUGGAGCCUAUGGGAGAGAAGUCAAAUUACAUUUGUCACAAAGGACAUGAGUUUAUACCUACUCUUUAUCACUUUCCAACCAAUUGUGAGGCUUGUAUGAAGCCACUGUGGCAUAUGUUUAAACCUCCUCCUGCUCUAGAAUGUCGCCGUUGCCAUAUCAAAUGUCACAAAGAUCACAUGGAUAAAAAAGAAGAGAUUAUAGCACCUUGCAAAGUGAACUAUGAUAUUUCAACGGCAAAGAAUCUACUACUGUUAGCUAAUUCUACGGAAGAACAGCAAAAAUGGGUGAGCCGACUGGUCAAAAAAAUACCCAAGAAGCCUCCAGCACCAGACCCCUUUGCUCGAUCUUCUCCCAGAACUUCUAUGAAGGUACAGCCAAACCAGUCCAUCAGGCGACCAAGUCGACAGCUUCCUCCAAACAAACCAAGAUUACUUGAUCUGGCAUUUAAGGACUGGGAUUGGUCAUUUGAUGAUGUUGAUGAUAUUGAUGGUGAUGAUGAUGAUGAUGAUGACGAUGUUUUUGAUUUCUGAAGAAGUAUAAGGGGUAAAUCUAAACAGCGAGGAAUGGAUUUGUUUGCCUUUGAAUACAGCAUGCUCUGUUGGAUUUUGUUUCUCAAAGCAGAGAAAACACAAGAUCUCAUUUUAAUAUUUUAAACAGUAAAAAUGAGAUGUUGUUCAUGAUGUUGAUGAAUUUUUAGAGGAGUCAUUUUCAUUAAAACGAUGUUGUUGCCUUUGUCAGUGUUUUUAUUUUUCUAAUUUUAGAUCUUUAUUCAAAAUUCAUGUCUGCCUGCCCAAAAAGAAAGUAUCUCCCAUUGACAGAGUAGUUGCUCAUCUAUAGUGCUAAUACUGCUAACCUCUGCAGAUAACUUCUGAAGGCUAAAAGGGAGAUUGUAGCAGUUGGAUAUUUAGCUGAAACACAAUUGGUAUUUACAAAUACUUUUUCAUUUCUAAGCUUUUAACGUAAACUGACUGGUCUAUGGCUAGCAGACAUGAAAUCAUCAGAGUUCUGCAUUUUGCUUUUCGACCUGUGUUAUGAAGUGAAUUUGACUUUGCUUUCCUUUGCAGUGCUGUGCUUUUUGGGUACCUAACUGUGCAUUUGAAAAUCACGUAAACAAAUGGGCUUUGCGGCUUCUGUGAUACGGUUUCCUUGACUGCUUUAGAAAAGAUACGGCCGUUUUACUGAUCUAAUUUGUCCCGUGGCUUACUGAAAUAUGCUGUGAACGUACUGGAAACAGUGAUAACUGUUUUAUAGUUCUCAAUGUUUAAUCAUUUUACAUGUUGAUGCAAUGUUAUGUUUACACAGGAAAAAAAAAUCCUAAAUGUUAAAUUCCUAAGAAUUCUUUUAAAUAGUACGUAAGGUGUGACAGCAGCACCAGGGCUGUACCUCAGCUGUGUACUCAGUUAAGUGAGAUACCAGCUCUUGUAGAGUUUAACUGGCUUAGUGUUUACAGUAACAAGCAUUACAUUAAUUAAAUAUACUGCAUCUUUAUGUAUUAAAAGCUUAAAAAUUACUAAUCUUUUAGAAAUGACUAUUGCAUUGUGCCUGUCAUACUUUACCCUCAUAUAUUACACGGGGGUGUAAUUGAUUUGGGAUCAUCAUGCGUAAGGAUGUGCUAUACUUAAGUAACGAUGCUGUUGGUGCAGAGGAGUGACGUUCCUCCCAAGUAUUCUUAAAUGAAGACUUUGAGGAAGUAUAUUUUUUGUCAGAUUUAUGUUCAUUGCAUUUACUGACCAAACUUCCUGCUU